CUUGUUCUUGUUCGGGGUGGAUGAGGAUCGCUGGAGGCGAGAAUGUGAAGCUCUUCGAUGUCGCCAGGGUUGCGCUGGUGGAAUCACGCGAAGAUCGUCAAGCUUCUAGGAUCUGUGCGGCAGGCAUCCUCGAGACGUUUCGUUUAGCUCAAAGUCGUGGAGAGAUCGUCGUUGGAAUCUGGGGCAUGCAAAGCUCCAGGGAUGAUCACGCAAAGACGAGCACCUCCUUCGAUCAGGUAAAGCUUUCCUCCCUUUGUUCCUGGUCACGUAGUGAGCUUUUGCCAUGCUUCCUCAUAGAGUUUUUGUUCGGCCGAGCAGAAAGCUUGACGAUGGAUCGGUGCAUCUAGUACUGGAGGCAGU
Selaginella moellendorffii is the source of this 360-nucleotide messenger RNA. RefSeq lists its product as uncharacterized. Lineage: Eukaryota; Viridiplantae; Streptophyta; Lycopodiopsida; Selaginellales; Selaginellaceae. The transcript is spliced from 2 exons. Bases 21 to 347 code for a protein of 108 amino acids. The record is from RefSeq and is a predicted model, not a curated record.